Amoebophrya sp. A120 is the source of this 388-nucleotide messenger RNA. NCBI's taxonomy places the organism in Eukaryota, Dinophyceae, Syndiniales, Amoebophryaceae. The record is from the annotation of a GenBank genome assembly.
CGACGCGCCCGGCGCGGUCGUUCCGCUAGGACCCUACACCGAGACGGCAGACCAGGACCUUUUGGCGCAUGCAAAAAUGGUGGAAAUUUUGUCAGAAAACUUCGCAGAGUGUGGUGCAUUGGGUAGUACGAAUUUGUUCCAUCUUCCCGCACAUAGAAGAAGUACUUCUACUCCCCCCCGUGAGGUGGAUUCGCGACAGCUUUCCGACGGGUCGUACGAUGGUUCGUUCACUUCUCAUGGGCUGCCGUUGAUUUUAUCGCGGUAUUCGAAGGAACCGAAAACCCAUCUUUUUCCAGACAUCUCCACCUCGUCGGAGCACCUCGCGGGUGACGACCAAGCACAAAGCUUAAACUCACCGCAAGCGUCGACCAUAGCGAGGAUACAGCAU